Messenger RNA from Cervus elaphus (red deer), 4469 nucleotides. It is a transcript of the gene SIDT2, whose product is annotated as SID1 transmembrane family member 2. Bases 572 to 3079 code for a protein of 835 amino acids. Gene Ontology annotation, cellular component: membrane. The transcript is spliced from 27 exons. Lineage: Eukaryota; Metazoa; Chordata; Mammalia; Artiodactyla; Cervidae. The record is from RefSeq and is a predicted model, not a curated record.
UGUUUACCGCCCAGCGGCGUCGCUCACUCCCCGGAGUUCUGAGCGCCGAAGCCGCCGCGUCUGCCCGCCCUUAAAGGGCCGGCGCCCGGGAGAACUGGCGGCGCCGCGCGGCGUCGGGUCGCUACCUCCUAUCACGCCCCUCACCCUCAGACUCUCCGCCCCUUCGCGGCCGGCCUGGCCACCGGUUUCCCCUCCCUCCCUCGCUUCCCCCUUUCCCCUGCGGCGUCUCCAGGCUCCCAGCAACCAGCCGCCUCCCGGCUGUCACAUCCCCGGCGGGCGCCCACCGAGUCUCCCGGCCGUGCUCGGCCCCUGGCGAGCUGGGGCCCCUUCCUGAGGCCCGUCACCUUUCCCCCGGCCCUCCCGCCCCCGGCCGCCCCGUCCCCUCCCUGGUCCCUGAGAGCGCGUCUGCGGCUCCAGGGAGGGGACGCUUCCUAAUCUCAGGCCGGGGUUAAAGUUCUGGUCCUGGUGAGAUGCUGGAAGCUGCGGCCCAAGCCCCAACCCGCCCUGGAGGUGUCCUGUCGCUUGCCGCCGCCGCCGCCGCUGCCGCCGCCACUGCCACCCUGCCGGGGCCAUGUUCGCCCUGGGCUUGCCCUUCUUGGCUCUCUUGGUGGCCUCGGUCGAGAGCCAUCUGGGAGUUCUGGGGCCUAAGAACGUCUCGCAGAAAGACGCGGAGUUUGAGCGCACCUACGUGGAUGAGGUCAACAGCGAGCUGGUCAACAUCUACACCUUCAACCACACCGUGACCCGCAACCGGACGGAAGGUGUGAGAGUGUCCGUGAAUGUCCUAAACAAGCAGAAGGGCGCUCCUUUGCUGUUUGUGGUCCGCCAGAAGGAGGCGGUGGUGUCCUUCCAGGUGCCCCUGAUCCUCCGAGGGAUGUUCCAGCGCAAGUACCUCUACCAAAAGGUGGAGCGAACGCUGUGUCAGCCCCCCACCAAGAAUGAGUCCGAGGUCCAGUUCUUCUACGUGGAUGUGUCCACCCUGUCACCAGUUAACACCACAUACCAGCUCCGCGUCAGCCGAAUGGAUGACUUCGUGCUCAGGACCGGGGAGCCGUUCAGCUUCAACACCACAGCAGCGCAGCCCCAGUACUUCAAGUAUGAGUUCCCGGAAGGAGUGGACUCGGUCAUUGUCAAGGUGGCCUCCAACACGGCCUUCCCCUGCUCAGUGAUCUCCAUCCAGGAUGUGCUGUGUCCUGUGUAUGACCUGGACAACAACGUAGCCUUCAUCGGCAUGUAUCAGACGAUGACCAAGAAGGCAGCCAUCACCGUGCAGCGUAAGGACUUCCCCAGCAACAGCUUUUACGUGGUGGUGGUGGUGAAAACUGAAGACCAGGCCUGUGGGGGCUCCCUGCCUUUCUACCCCUUUAUAGAAGAUGAACCGGUCGAUCAAGGGCACCGCCAGAAAACCCUGUCCGUGCUGGUCUCGAGAGCAGUCACGUCGGAGGCCUACGUUGGCGGUAUGCUCUUCUGCCUGGGCAUAUUUCUCUCCUUCUACCUGCUUACCGUGCUCCUGGCCUGUUGGGAAAACUGGAGGCAAAGGAAGAAGAGCCUUCUGGUGACCGUGGACCGAGCCUGCCCAGAAAGCGCUUCUCUUCUUGGUCACCCUCGGGUCCUGGCCGACUCCUUUCCUGGCGGCCCCCCCUAUGACGGCUACAACUACGGCUCCUUUGAGAACGGUUCUGGCUCCACUGGCUCCACUGACGGUCUGGUUGACAGUGCGGGCCCCGGGGACCUAUCCUACAAUUACCAGGACCCCGUGGGCACUCGACCACGACUGGACUCCAUGAGCUCCGUGGAGGAAGAUGACUAUGACACUCUGGCCGACAUCGAUUCAGACAAGAAUGUCAUUCGCACCAAGCAAUACCUCUACGUGGCUGACCUGGCGCGCAAGGACAAACGUGUCCUGCGGAAGAAAUACCAGAUCUACUUCUGGAACAUCGCCACCAUUGCCGUCUUCUAUGCACUUCCUGUGGUGCAGCUGGUGAUCACCUACCAGACGGUGGUGAAUGUCACAGGGAACCAGGACAUCUGCUACUACAACUUCCUCUGUGCCCACCCGCUGGGCAACCUCAGCGCCUUCAACAACAUCCUCAGCAACCUGGGGUACAUCCUGCUGGGGCUGCUCUUCCUGCUCAUCAUCUUGCAACGGGAGAUCAACCACAACCGGGCCCUGCUGCGCAACGACCUCUGUGCUCUGGAAUGUGGGAUUCCCAAACACUUUGGCCUCUUCUACGCCAUGGGCACGGCCCUGAUGAUGGAGGGGCUGCUUAGCGCUUGCUAUCACGUCUGCCCCAACUACACCAAUUUCCAGUUUGACACGUCGUUCAUGUACAUGAUCGCGGGGCUCUGCAUGCUGAAGCUGUACCAGAAGCGGCACCCAGACAUCAACGCCAGUGCCUACAGCGCCUACGCCUGCUUGGCCAUUGUCAUCUUCUUCUCCGUGCUGGGCGUGGUCUUCGGCAAGGGGAACACAGCAUUCUGGAUCAUCUUCUCGAUCAUCCAUAUCACUGCCACCCUGCUGCUCAGCACACAGCUCUAUUACAUGGGCCGCUGGAAGCUGGACUCAGGGAUCUGCCGUCGCAUCCUCCACGUGCUCUACACGGACUGCAUCCGGCAGUGCAGUGGGCCUCUCUACGUGGACCGCAUGGUGCUGCUGGUCAUGGGCAACAUCAUCAACUGGUCGCUGGCGGCCUAUGGGCUCAUCAUGCGUCCCAAUGAUUUUGCCUCCUACUUGUUGGCCAUUGGCAUCUGCAACCUGCUUCUUUACUUUGCCUUCUACAUUAUCAUGAAGCUCCGGAGCGGGGAGAGGAUCAAGCUCAUCCCCCUGCUCUGCAUCGUCUGCACUUCGGUGGUCUGGGGCUUCGCCCUCUUCUUCUUCUUCCAGGGACUCAGCACCUGGCAGAAAACCCCCGCAGAGUCGCGGGAGCACAACCGGGACUGCAUCCUCCUAGACUUCUUUGACGACCAUGACAUCUGGCACUUUCUCUCCUCCAUCGCCAUGUUUGGAUCGUUCCUGGUGUUGCUGACGCUGGAUGACGACCUGGACACUGUACAACGGGACAAGAUCUACGUCUUCUAGGGGAGCUGGGCCCCUUGCUUCUCUCAUGGAGCUCCGAGCUCCUUUGCCUCACCGCCCGGAGGUUCCAUAGUGCCAGGGGCCUGAGUCCCAGCCCUGCCGCCCAGUGCCAGGGGCGAUGGGACAGCGAGGUCCAGCCCAGGCUUGGCCUGGGACAGUCACAGGGUGACCUUGAGUCUUGCUCCUGCCCUCUGCCAGGGAUGAGGCCUGUGCCCCUUCAGCCCCGAAUGUUGGCCAAACUGCUGCUUUAUUCUCAGUGUUGGGGCCUUCCACGGGUCCCUGUCCAUCAGCUGUCCGAUUGUCGUUCUGCAGGAAGGAGGGAAGCAUUGCCUGCCCAUUUCACAGCUUGCGUCUGGCCGUCCUUCCCCUUCCCCCCUGGCCUGGACCCAAAGCCUACCCUUCUUGCCCGAGCUUCCACUCCAGGGCCCCCCUGGUCUGGGGCCUGAUUCUCUGUCCUGUACCAGAGUUCGCUCCACUUCUCCUGGGUCUGCGCCUGCCUGCCAUCACUGCCCUCUCUGGUCAGCCAGGAUGGAUGUGGCUGUCGGAUCUGGGGGCUGGCUGGCUGGUGCUGGGCUUUUGGUGCUAAGGCCUGCAAGGGAUCCUGGGCAGCACUGCCGCCUCCCUCUGACCUGCGCUCAGGGCUGGUUCUUUAGCAAUGAGGGACAAAGCCCGCAGCGUGGGAACCGCCUGUGAUUGAAGAGCUGAAUUCAGAGGUCUUUCAUAUGCCGUCAGCCCCCAGGCUGACGAUGGCACCCAGUGACUGAUGUUGGCAACCAGGAUUGGAAGGGAAAAGCAACUCACUCCUUUCCUUUCUUUCUCUUUCUAGGCCCUUAGUCCUGCCAAGCCCCAUUUGUGGGCCUUUCAGUGCCAUUUGACACUGCCCGAGAAUGUCCAGAGGCGAAGGAGGGGCAUUACAGAGAGCACAGCUCCUCCACGGCCACAGGAGCCCCAGUGCCUAUCUUAGGGGCUCAGGGAAGGGACAUGCCCUUCCCCCCUGUGUCCCAGGUCCAGCCUCACUCUGGGACACAGGGCUGGCUUCUAAGUUUCCGUCCAGUCUUCAGCCAAGUUCUGUGUUACACAUACACAUGCACACAUAUGAAACCUUGAGUUUACACUGAGUUGCCGUAACUGGUUCCCCUGGCUGCUCUUUCGCCCUGCCUGGUCCGUUCCAGAUGCCAAGGUUGGGGAGAUCAGGUCAGGCUUCUGCCUUGGGGAUGGGAAUGUGUUUUAUUCUCCUCAGCUUGUUUUUAUAGCUCUCCCUCGGGCUGGGGAGAGGCGGAGGGUCUGGAUCUUUUUUCAGAGCUCCGUUUAAUGUCUGUUUCCAUGCUAUGGUUGCAUUUCUGUUUUCUAUGAAUGAGUUUGCAUUCAAUUAAAGAAACAACCAGAUGCAGUC